Messenger RNA from Malaya genurostris, 1979 nucleotides. RefSeq names its product UDP-galactose transporter senju (gene senju). Gene Ontology annotation, biological process: pyrimidine nucleotide-sugar transmembrane transport. Gene Ontology annotation, molecular function: UDP-galactose transmembrane transporter activity. Gene Ontology annotation, cellular component: Golgi membrane. The transcript is spliced from 4 exons. NCBI's taxonomy places the organism in Eukaryota, Metazoa, Arthropoda, Insecta, Diptera, Culicidae. The record is from RefSeq and is a predicted model, not a curated record. The coding region runs from base 540 to 1679 and encodes 379 amino acids.
UUUUCACGUUUAAACUCAACUUUUUGUAUAAACAGAAUUGUAAAAUCCAAAAACAACUUUUUAAUCACGUCACAAUUAUCUAAAGAGAAACUGUCACGGCCAUUUGAAAAAUCAACCGAGAGUUUUCUUAUUAGCUGCGGGGUGGCCGGGUGGGUUUUAUUUUGAAAUGUAAUAUAAAAUUAGUAUUGAGGACGCCCUAACAGUGUGAUGAAGUUUCAUGCGAUGAAAUUGUUUGUUUUGAUGUGUUUAGUUAUACGCUGGCAAAUACUUAUAUGAACUCUUUUAAGAUUUUAAAGUUCGUAAUUUUCCAGUUUGUUGAUCCCGUUGAACUAUGGUUAUACUAAAAUAUCUGAUAUCAAAACUUUGUCGUACGGUGUAGAUAUCUGUUAUCGAAAACCACCAAUUUAACUAUGUUAAAUGAACGAACCUCGAACUAGGCUAGAUAAAUAUCGAACGCAAGUUAUCCUAUGUAAUUUACUCAAUUUUAUCUGAUCUUGCUAUUAGUUAUUGAUAUAGAAAUACGUUCAAAAAAUAUCACAAUGACGAAUCCUCGAAUAAAUUGGGGAGAAUUGUUCCCAAGCAAGAAGAGUGUCUUCAUCUUCAUCGGUUAUAUGUCACUUUUCGUAAGCCAAGGAAUUCUAGUGACAGCAUCGCAACGUGCCGAUAACAGUUACAGCUACAACACAGUACUUGUUGUAUUAUUGACGGAGGUAUUGAAAUUAGUCAUAUCUACCACUUUGUAUUGCAGGGAGAACUCUUUCAAAUCCCUCGUUAUCAAAGUCGUCGAAGAAAGCGAAGUUUUGUUGCUAUAUUUUGUUCCUGCGUUUCUGUAUUGUUUGUACAACAAUCUUGCAUUCGUUAAUCUGUCUACGUUUGAUCCGACUACUUAUUACUUGCUGCUACAGCUACGGGUCGUAAUCACUGGAGUUCUCUUCCAGGUGAUAUUCAAAAAAUAUCUCAGUAGAAAGCAAUGGUUCUCGUUGUGCCUACUUACCUUAGGAUGUAUGUUGAAACAAUGGAACUUCUCUCUGUCGACUUCGGAUGAAUCAAGGGAAACAACUGCGGGCGGCGAUAGAAGCACCUUUCAUGGGAAAAAUAUCUCCGGUUUCGAUCUCAGUUUUAGUGCCGUGUUGAUUUUGGUGCAAACAAUAUGCUCCUGUCUGGCCGGUGUUUACAACGAAUACUUGUUGAAACGCAAAGGUUCCGAUAUCAAUAUCUACGUUCAGAAUGUAUUUAUGUACGUUGAUUCGAUCGUAUGUAAUCUGCUGAUAUUGAUGUUUCGAGGGGAACUUUCUGCUGUCGUCACCCAGGAACAUCUGGUUGAGGUGUUCCGCUUCGAGGUCCUCGUGAUACUGAUCAACAACGCCGCUAUCGGCAUCAUAACAAGUUUUUUCUUGAAGUAUCUGAACUCGAUCCUGAAGACCUUCGCCAGUGCGUUGGAACUGAUGUUCACUGCAAUAUUGUGCUAUCUACUGUUUGCCAUACCGGUGUACUUGAAUACUGUACUUGCGAUCGGGGUUGUGUCGUACGCAAUCUAUCUCUACUCUCUCAACCCUGUAGUUAAUCUUGCCAACAAGCCUGGUACUAGCAGUUCCAGCGGGAAAGACGAAUCGCGGAAGGCUUUGAUGCGUAACAAUAGUGAUGAAGACGACAUAGAUCUUCAGAUGGAAGAAGUUUAGUUGUUAGUACGAGUGAGGGGAAUUUUGUCGAGUAGGAGUUAGUAACCAAAAAAACAGCCUCUAAAUUGAUGCUUGACUGUGCAAGACAAGAGCAGUCUGUAGUUUGCGUCUCAGUACUAUUAAGAAUAUCCGGUUAGCUCGAUUCACUAGAAUUAUAAUCAAAGUGUUUUGAGCUUACAAAAGAUUUAUUUAAUCAAAAACGGUGAAAACGUUUACCAAUUAUGUUGUGAUUAAGACAGUAUAACAAAAUGAAACUAGUUGAAAUAUAUAUAGAGAGAGCAAAGGAUCGCUUCUAAUGUA